AUGCAGCCUUAUGCUAAGUCAAGCCCGGUCGAUGUCAAUGCCACAGUACAGCACAGUGUCCUGAAUGGGAAGACGGCUAUUGUCACCGGAGGUGCAAAUGGCAUUGGAGAAGCCUACAGUAGGGCACUUAUUGAGGCAGGUGCGUUUGUUAUCGUCGCAGACCUGGAUGAAGUUGCGGGAGCCAACAUGGAAAAGCAAUUCUACGGGCGCACCAAAUUCGUUCGAUGUAAUGUCACAAACUGGAACGCCCAACUCGUUCUGUUCCAGAAAUCUAUUGCUGAAUCUCCUUCCGGCAUGAUCGAUAUUGUCAUCCCCAACGCUGGCAUCGACGGAGCCGACAGCGUCUUCUACACUGACGUUACGAAGGAACCUGAGAAACCGUCCUUGAACAUUCUCGACGUCAACUUGACAGGGGCGCUCUACACGAUAAAGUUAGCCCUGCAUCACUUCCGCAAGCAACAUGCGGAGGCCUCAGCAGGCGUAUCGGUGAGAAACCAUGACUUAAUAAUCCAAGGAAGCUUGGCCGGGUAUCUCGAUCUUCCCGGUGCCUUGGAGUACUCAGCAUCCAAGUUUGCUAUGCGAGGAAUCAUGAGAGACCUAAGAAGGACUGAAUGGCAACACAAUAUACGUGUGAAUUUUAUAGGGCCUUGGUUCGUUCGCACCAAUAUCCUCAACAAUGCUGUUCUGCAGCAUCUAGAAAACUCUGGGGUUGAAUUUGCCACUGUCAAUGACACCGCAGCAGCGAUGAUGAGAAUCCUCUGCAACUCAAGCAUCAUAGGUCGGUCCAUGGCCAUUGUACCACGAAGUGUUGCGUCGUGUGGCUACGUCUCUUUGGACGCCGACGACUUUGACGAAGGCUCCAUCCUGCGGCAAUUGCAGGAUUGGGUGGAAGUCGUCGAUAACCGAAGCAAGGUGAGUGCGUGA
This is a messenger RNA of Exophiala aquamarina CBS 119918, 924 nucleotides long. RefSeq lists its product as uncharacterized. Gene Ontology annotation, molecular function: oxidoreductase activity. The record is from RefSeq and is a predicted model, not a curated record. The transcript has 7 exons. Bases 1 to 924 code for a protein of 307 amino acids. NCBI's taxonomy places the organism in Eukaryota, Fungi, Ascomycota, Eurotiomycetes, Chaetothyriales, Herpotrichiellaceae.